UUGUACUCUUUCAUGCCGCAAUUUAAUUGAAAAAUUUAGUUCUGUGUGUGCUCAUCUUCGAUUUGGUGCUGUUUUCCCGUGGUCCCGUUCAAUUCGAAAAAAAGUGUGGCCAUUGGAUUUUUUCCCAAAUUAUUGUUGUCCCUUUUCUGGUUACACAUAAAAAUAAAAAAAAUUCAUCACAUCUGAAACAACAAUAAAGUUUUUUUUUUUUUUUUUCUGUUUUGGGUGCAAAAUGACUACAAACGAAUCUUAGAUUUUUUUAUUUAUUUUUGUAUAUUCUUUUCUUAUUGUUUAUUCAUAAUAAAAACAAAAAUAAUAAAGAAAAGUUAAUUUAUAUCUUCUUGUCGAGUUAGUAAACCCCUUUUUUUUGUUGGUUGGUCUAUUAGAUAAUUCUAAUUCCACCUUUCCGUUCGGCAAUAUAAAUUUUGUGGUGCUGCAAAAAAAGUUGAAGUUUUUUGUAUUUGUAGCGAAAGAAAAAAAAAGUGCGUCUAUUUGGCAAACGAUAACUAUACCAGCGGGGUAGAGGGGAUUUACUCGAUGGAUUUUUUGUUGUAGUUUUGUUGUUGUUUUUUUUUUGUUGCUGUGCUGUGGUAUUUCGUGGGUGCUUCCAAUUAUAUUAUUACAAAUUAUAUAUAUCUCCUGUUGCGCCGUAGUACAAAUCGAUCUUCUACUUCUAAGAAAUUCGUCACAAGCUAUCAAUAGUUUAUUGUUUCUUUUCUUCUUUUUGGUGUUUCCGACCGACUGUGAUUAAUAGAUUUGAAACAUGCAGUCCAUGAAAGCAGAUGCUUUGCCACAGAAUCCUCGGGAACGAGCGAAUCCACUUUCGUUUUUAUGUUUUUGUUACACAUUACCCACAUUUUGGAAGGGUAGAAAAAAAGUUUUAGACUCUAGUGAUCUUUACUCAGCUCUCAAAACUCAUAAAUCAGACACAUUGGGCAACAAAUUAUGUGCUGCAUGGGAUAAUCAACUUUUAAGAAAAUCCAAGACUGGAAAGGAACCAAGUUUAUUGAGAGCUACAUUAGCUGUAUUUGGUUUACAAUUUUCACUAUUCGGUCUUGUACUAUUUUUUAUAGAAGUUGGUCUAAGAAUAACACAACCAUUGUUCCUAGGUGGGUUAGUAACUUACUAUUCAGUAAGUGAAAGCCCCGAUACUAUUAUGACAGCAUACCUUUAUGCAUUAGGUAUAAUUGUGUGUAGUGCGUUGAAUGUUAUGUUUCAACAUCCUUAUAUGUUGGGAACGAUGCACGUUGGUAUGAAAAUGAGAGUAGCUAUGUGCAGUAUGAUAUACAGAAAAGCAUUGCGAUUAAGUCAAAAUGCUUUGGGUGAUACAACUGCGGGACAAGUUGUUAAUCUUAUAUCAAAUGAUGUUGGCCGCUUGGAUUUGGCUACAAUUUUUGUGCAUUAUCUGUGGCUGGGACCUCUUCAGACAAUAGUUAUUACAUAUCUUAUGUACCAACAGAUCGGUAUCUCAUCGACAUUUGGUGUCGCAUUUAUGUUACUAUUCUUGCCUCUUCAAGCCUACUUGGGUAAAAAGACCUCCGUUUUACGUUUACGCACUGCCCUACGCACAGACGAACGUGUGCGUUUAAUGAAUGAAAUUAUUCAAGGUAUCCAAGUUAUAAAAAUGUACGCUUGGGAAAUUCCAUUUGGCAAAAUGGUUGCUUUGGCCCGUAAAAAGGAAAUCACCCCAAUUCGAAAUGUAUCAUACAUUCGUGGUAUUCUGUUAUCCUUCAUCAUGUUCCUUACACGAGUAUCAAUUUUUACCAGUUUGGUUGGCUAUGUUCUCCUUGGAUAUGUAUUGACUGCUAAACAAGCUUUCAUGGUUACAGCUUAUUAUAAUAUUUUAAGAACUACAAUGACGGUAUUCUUUCCCCAAGGUAUAUCACAAUUGGCAGAAGCUCUUGUUUCUAUAAAACGUAUUCAAAAGUAUAUGCUCUAUGAUGAAACAAAUGUUCGUGAUAAGUCUUUGGAUAAUAAUGAACUCGAUGAUGAUGUCACUACGAGUAACCAAUCCACCAUUGUUAAAGGUCAUGACACGAUAAACGGUAACGGAAAACACCAAGAGAAACAACCAAUGGUUGUUGCCAAUGGUAAUGCUACAUUAUCAGAAGCUGGCGUCAUCAUCAGCAAUUUAAAGUCGAAAUGGAACUCAGCUUCGACAGAAUACACUUUAGAUGACGUCAAUUUGAGAGUUCAACCAGGAACUUUGGUGGCAAUCAUAGGUCCAGUCGGUUCCGGAAAAUCAAGUCUUAUUCAAACUAUUUUGGGUGAAUUGACACCUGAAUCGGGAACUGUUACCGUGAAUGGCACCUACUCAUAUGCUUCACAAGAGCCCUGGCUUUUUACAGGAACUGUGCGACAAAAUAUUCUGUUUGGCCAGCCAAUGGAUAAACAUCGUUAUCGUGUUGUUAUAAAGAAAUGUGCUCUGGAAAGAGAUCUUGAACUUUUGCCCCACGGAGAUAAGACAAUUGUUGGUGAACGUGGAGCUUCACUCUCAGGAGGUCAGAAAGCUAGAAUAAGUUUAGCACGAGCUGUUUAUCGUAAAACUUCGAUAUACUUGCUUGAUGAUCCACUCAGUGCUGUAGAUACUCACGUCGGGCGCCACUUAUUCGAUCAAUGUAUGCGUGGAUAUUUGCGAGAGAAUAUCGUUGUUCUAGUAACUCAUCAGCUUCAGUUCCUUCAACACGCCGAUCAAAUUGUUAUCAUGGACAAAGGAAAAGUUAGUGCUGUGGGUUCAUACGAAUCGCUGAGAGAAAGUGGACUUGACUUUGCAAAAUUGCUUUCUGAUCCAGAGAGUAACGAGAACGAAGAUGGAACAUUGUCUAGAUCUGGAAGUAGGCUGUAUAAGCGCCAAAAUAGUGAAUCAUCACUCAAAUCUGCUGCUGAUUCUUGUGUUGGUGAAGAUGCACCCAUGGAAGUGCAAGAAGUUGGUGGACAAGGUCGCAUAGGACUUGACUUAUACAAACAGUAUUUCCGAGCUGCUGGUGGUUUCUUAUUAUUCUUCGUAAUUCUGAUGUUGUUCUUAGUGGCUCAGAUACUUGCAUCUGGCGGAGACUACUUUUUAUCAUAUUGGGUCAACAAACGCGGCACUCCAAAUACUCCAGAAGUUCCAGAAAAUAUUAAAUCAUCUAAUAAUGAUACAUUCAUAGUCACAACCCCACCGAAUAUGAUUGUCCAAGGCAUUUCAAAGUUUCUGGAGGAAGUUGGAAUGGACAAAAUUAAUGAUGCUGUUGAUAUUUAUAUUUUUACUGGAAUCACUGUCUUAACAAUUGUAAUCACUCUAUGUCGUAGUUUCUUCUUCUUCAGUUGUGCAAUGAGAGCUUCGAUAUAUCUACACAAUGCAAUGUUUCAAGGAGUUACUAGAGCGACAAUGUACUUUUUCAAUACAAAUCCAUCAGGUCGUAUUUUAAAUCGAUUCUCUAAAGAUAUGGGUCAAGUGGAUGAAAUUCUACCUUCUGUGAUGAUUGAUGUAGUUCAAAUCUUUUUGCAAUUGAUUGGAAUUGUGGUUCUAGUGUCUUUGGUCAAUCCAGUGUUUUUAUUGCCAACAGCUAUUUUGGGAGUUAUAUUCUAUUAUUUGCGUGUGUUCUAUUUGAAGACAUCACGGGAUAUCAAACGAAUGGAAGCCAUGACUCGAUCACCUGUAUAUUCUCAUCUAUCUGCUUCAUUGAGUGGAUUAGCCACAAUUCGGUCAUUUGGGGCACAAAGGAUACUCAUAACAGAGUUUGAUAAUCAUCAAGAUUUACAUAGUUCAGCUUUCUAUUUGUUUAUUUCAACAAAUCGAGCCUUUGGAUUUUGGUUAGAUUGUUUCUGUGUGGCAUACAUUGCCAUCAUCACGUUGAGUUUCUUUAUCUUCCCUCCAGAAAAUGGUGGCAAUGUUGGUCUGGCUAUUACACAGGCCAUUGGAAUGACAGGAAUGGUGCAGUGGGGUAUGAGACAGUCAGCAGAAUUAGAAAAUACAAUGACGGCCGUGGAAAGAGUUGUCGAAUAUGACACAAUCGAGCCCGAAGGUGCUUUAGAAUCUGCUCCUGAGAAAAAACCACGCAAAGAAUGGCCAGAGGAUGGUAAAGUGGUGUUUGAUAAUCUAAGUCUUCGGUACUUCCCGGAUCCUAAGUCUGAUUCGGUUCUCAAAAAUCUGAAUCUGGAAAUAGCACCAUGUGCAAAGGUGGGAAUAGUAGGACGCACAGGAGCUGGAAAAUCCUCCCUUAUCAAUGCCUUGUUCCGUUUGUCAUUUAAUGAUGGUUCAGUGAUUAUUGAUCAAAUAGACACCAAUGAAAUUGGGUUACACGAUUUGAGGAGCAAGAUUUCAAUUAUUCCUCAAGAACCAGUGUUAUUCUCGGGAACGAUGCGAUACAAUUUGGAUCCAUUCGAUGAGUACUCUGAUGAGAAACUAUGGGAUUCUUUGGACGAGGUCAAGCUUAAGAAAGUUGUAUCAGAUCUUCCUUUCGGUCUGCAAAGUAAAAUAUCAGAGGGCGGUAGUAAUUUCAGUGUUGGUCAAAGACAGCUGGUUUGUCUGGCCCGUGCUAUUUUGCGAGAAAACAAAAUUCUGGUUAUGGAUGAGGCAACUGCCAAUGUUGACCCACAGACCGAUGGGCUGAUUCAGACUACAAUACGAAGAAAGUUCAAAAAUUGUACGGUACUUACAAUUGCUCAUCGUCUUCACACGGUUAUGGACUCAGACAAGGUUUUAGUUAUGGAUGCUGGACGGGCUGUAGAAUUUGGUUCGCCUUAUGAACUGCUUACAGAAAGUACUUCGAAAGUAUUCUAUGGAAUGGUUAACCAAAUGGGCAAAGGCACAUUUGAAAACUUCUUGAGGAUAUCAAAACAGGCCCAUGAAGAAAAUCUAAAACAAAAAGCGGAAUAAGUUGUUCAUAGCAAACGAACCUUUAAGUAAAUAAGAGUUUUCCUUCAAAGAAACAGUUGCUGUGAAAAAAAAAACAAAAAACAAAA
Episyrphus balteatus (marmalade hoverfly) is the source of this 4947-nucleotide messenger RNA. RefSeq names its product probable multidrug resistance-associated protein lethal(2)03659. The record is from RefSeq and is a predicted model, not a curated record. Gene Ontology annotation, cellular component: membrane. Lineage: Eukaryota; Metazoa; Arthropoda; Insecta; Diptera; Syrphidae. The coding region runs from base 764 to 4861 and encodes 1365 amino acids. The transcript has 11 exons. Gene Ontology annotation, molecular function: ATP hydrolysis activity; ATP binding; ABC-type transporter activity. Gene Ontology annotation, biological process: transmembrane transport.